AUGGCCUCCUUCGUCGCCCGCCGCGCCUUCUCUACCUCCAUCCGCCGCUUCGCCGACGAGCAGGCCAAGCAGACCCUCACCCAGGAGUCCAAGCGCAACCCCGAGACCCUCAUCCUCGGUGGUGUCAUGGUUGCUGCCCUCGGCGGUGCCGGCCUCUACUUCGGCCGCUCCCCCACCUCCUCUACCUCCGAGAGCCCCGUCCUGAAGGCCGGUAUGCCCUGGGAGACCGACAGCGAGGGCAAGUACAAGUACCACCCCGGUGGCAACCCCGCAAACGAGCCCAGAGACGCUCCCAGCGCCGUCAACACUGUCAUCAUUCCCGAUGUCACUCUCCCCAAGGAAUUGCACGAAAAGUACAACAAGUGGGGCAAGGACGGCUACCCUUAA
Messenger RNA from Colletotrichum abscissum, 387 nucleotides. RefSeq lists its product as uncharacterized. The record is from RefSeq and is a predicted model, not a curated record. NCBI's taxonomy places the organism in Eukaryota, Fungi, Ascomycota, Sordariomycetes, Glomerellales, Glomerellaceae. The coding region runs from base 1 to 387 and encodes 128 amino acids. The transcript has 4 exons.